GAAUUACAAUAUAUUUCAACAGCACGUUUACAAUUUUUAAUUUUUUAUCAUAAAACUACAAUGAUAAAACUAGGCCGAGUUGUUUGGCCUCGGAGCAGGAAAUUGCUCUGAUAGUCUAGUUUAGAACACCGGCAAACUGUUUUGGUUGUCUAACCUAACACAAUUAUUUGUAGUUCCUAAUUCCUUUCCACUUUUACUUAGCUACAUCUAAAGUCUGCCCCCUAGAUAAACGUGCUAUUAUACUGGAUAUAACGAACUCGAACUUUAAUCUCUCAUAAAUUGUAUUUGAUGUGUAAUCCUGUAUAGCGGUCAUUGAACUGAUACGGUUAAGGAGUUCAUUGUACCAAGUGUGUGUGUUUUCUGUAACUACCUUCAAAUUUAUAUUUUACGGUUAACCAUGCGACUGGUAAUUUUGGAAUCAGCUGAUAGUGUUGCAGAAUGGGCCGCCAAAUACGUUAUGAAACGUAUAAACGACUUCCAAUGUGGACCGGACAAAUACUUUGUAUUAGGUCUUCCAACUGCACUCCAUAUGGUAUGUACCAGAAGCUGAUAGAAUAUCAUAAAGCGGGCCGAGUAUCGUUCAAAUACGUAAAAACCUUUAAUAUGGAUGAAUAUGUGAAUCUUCCCAGAGACCAUCCGGAAAGCUAUCACUAUUACAUGUUACAUAAUUUCUUCAAACACAUUGACAUAGAUCCAAAAAAUGCUCACGUUUUAGAUGGGAACGCUCCGGAUCUUGUGGAAGAAUGUAGUAAUUACGAAAAGGAGAUUGCAAGAGCAGGUGGCAUUGACUUGUUUGUAGGGGGGAUUGGGCCAGAUGGGCAUAUUGCAUUUAAUGAACCGGGUUCGUCAUUAGUAUCAAGAACGAGAGUAAAAACUUUGGCUCAAGAUACUUUAGAGGCCAAUGCGCGUUUCUUCGGGAAUGAUAUUAAUAAAGUACCUCAUCAAGCCCUCACUGUUGGUGUGGGGACGGUUAUGGACUCGAAAGAAGUAAUGAUUUUAAUAACCGGUGGUCACAAAGCAUUUGCCUUGUACAAAGCAAUAGAGGAGGGUGUCAGUCAUAUGUGGACGGUUUCAGCAUUCCAGCAACAUCCCCAUACACUAUUUAUCUGUGAUGAAGACGCCACGUUAGAGUUAAAAGUGAAAACUGUUAAAUAUUUUAAGGCUUUGAGUGCUGUACAUCAUAAGCUCAUCGAAGACACAACACCCAUUAACCGUUCUAGAAGCAUUCACUAGCUCUGCAUGGCAGAUUCAACAUUGUAGCUGUUAUUCUUAAUCUUUUAUUACAGAAUUUAAGAAAUGUUUAUAAUCAGUUGCUAGAAGGGGGUUAUUAAGGUUUACAUGAUCGAUAAAGGAGCACCAAUCAUCUUGUGGAAAAAGUAAUCAUUUUGCUUGCGGAUUCUUCAAAUGUUAUCUGCUCUUGUGGUAAAUUGUGCUUUGAUAACAAAAAUUAUCUGCGUACAUUCUGCAAGACUGCUUAUAUUUCCUUUAUCAUGUAUUGUCAGAUAUUUUUAUACUUUUCAAUAAAUACUUGUAAUGGCCGUGAA
Messenger RNA from Photinus pyralis (common eastern firefly), 1544 nucleotides. RefSeq names its product glucosamine-6-phosphate isomerase (gene Oscillin). The record is from RefSeq and is a predicted model, not a curated record. The transcript has 5 exons. Gene Ontology annotation, cellular component: cytoplasm. NCBI's taxonomy places the organism in Eukaryota, Metazoa, Arthropoda, Insecta, Coleoptera, Lampyridae. Bases 439 to 1233 code for a protein of 264 amino acids. Gene Ontology annotation, molecular function: glucosamine-6-phosphate deaminase activity; identical protein binding. Gene Ontology annotation, biological process: N-acetylneuraminate catabolic process; N-acetylglucosamine catabolic process; carbohydrate metabolic process.